AUGCCGUACGAUCUCAAAGGCAGGAAUGUACUUAUUACCGGUGGAUCAGCCGGUCUCGGCGAACUCCUCAGCACGACCUUUGCGAGUGAAGGCGCCAAUGUGGCGAUUAACUACUUCAACCGUAUCGAGCCCGCGCAGAAGGUGCAAAAAGCAUGUCAAGAGCAUGGGGUCAAGGCCGUUGUUAUCAAAGCGGAUAUGACGUCGACGGAUGAGGCGAGGAGAGCUGUCAAGGAGACGAUUGAACAGCUGGGAGGGCUGGAUAUUAUCAUCGCAAACGCUGGCUGGACACGCUUCUCCGAGUGGAAAGAUCUCGACUCCAUGAGCGAAGAAGAGUGGGAUAAGUGUUGGAAUGCAAACGUCAAGGUCCCCAAGGCACUGCUGUCUGAGGCGAGGAGUACGUUCGAUGCGAAUCCAGAUGGUGGACUGAUGAUCACUACGGGCAGUAUUGCGGGUGUCAGCCAAGGCGGCUCCAGCAUGCCCUACGCCGUCACCAAAGCAGCCCAAUUUCAACUCGUCAAAUGCCUUGCCGCCACCGUCGGGCCCAAGAUCCGCGUCAACACCGUUCUCCCGGGCUUACUGUUGACCGAAUGGGUAAGGAUGCAGAAGCUAUCCAGACGUGCCAUGCUGACAGUUACGCAGGGCCUCAAGUAUAGCAAAGAGAAGAUCGAGCAGCUCAAGAAUGCUGCAGCGCUGAAGGAUGUAACUCACAUGGAAGACUGUGCUUCGGCGUAUGUCAUGUUGGCGAAGAAUACUAGCAUGACUGGUAUGCGCAUUCAGGUUGACGCUGGACUCAACAUCCAGGGCGCGUAA
Messenger RNA from Alternaria infectoria, 810 nucleotides. RefSeq lists its product as uncharacterized. Bases 1 to 810 code for a protein of 269 amino acids. The record is from RefSeq and is a predicted model, not a curated record. Lineage: Eukaryota; Fungi; Ascomycota; Dothideomycetes; Pleosporales; Pleosporaceae. The transcript has 4 exons.